Messenger RNA from Lemur catta (Ring-tailed lemur), 1098 nucleotides. RefSeq names its product succinate dehydrogenase complex assembly factor 1 (gene SDHAF1). Lineage: Eukaryota; Metazoa; Chordata; Mammalia; Primates; Lemuridae. Gene Ontology annotation, cellular component: mitochondrion. The transcript has a single exon. The coding region runs from base 45 to 401 and encodes 118 amino acids. The record is from RefSeq and is a predicted model, not a curated record. Gene Ontology annotation, biological process: mitochondrial respiratory chain complex II assembly.
GCUGUUCCGGCGGGAGCCGCGGCGCCCGCGGCCCGGCCGCUGCCAUGAGCCGGCACAGCCGGCUGCAGAGGCAGGUGCUGAGCCUGUUCCGCGAGCUGCUGCGCGCCGGGCGCGGGAAGCCGGGCGCCGAGGCGCGGGUGCGGGCGGAGUUCCGCAAGCACGCCUGCCUGCCCCGCUCCGACGUGCUGCGCAUCGAGUACCUGUACCGCCGCGGGCAGCGCCAGCUCCAGCUGCUGCGCUCCGGCCACGCCAAGGCCAUGGGCGCCUUCGUCCGCCUGCGGGGCCCGGCCGAGGUGGUUGGCGGCGCUGGAGCCCCGGGGAUCCUGUCUGAGAACAGUAACGGGCCAAGGGGCCCUCACGACAGAACGGGGGAACACAAGACGCGGCCCGACGGACGGUGACAGGCAGAUAAGAAGAGCUCACUUCGUGGCGCAGGGGAACCAGGGACCCCGCCUGACUGCGUGGGGAGACCGAGGAACCCGCCCGAUGGAAGGUGCGAGGCCUUAAAAGACUAGCUUGAUGGGUCGAGGGGAUCAGAGAGCUCUCUGGGUGACACGGGGGCCUAGAGACCCUAUGAUGGACGGCGAGAGAUGCCCAGCCUUUCCUGAUGUUUGGUAACAGGUCUUCCCCCACCCCCGUGAGUGCUUGGGACGGCCUGGGCCGCCAGCAAGCCGGAGUGUCAAGCCGAGAGCUACUUCCCCGGAGGCAUGGGGAGCCGGGAUGCCCCCUCCUGGACGGAGAGUCUGAGACACCCUUCUCUUGACCCCUGAGAACAUACCCACCCCUGGCUCCCCACGGAGACUCCCCUCUCCUGUAUUUAACUCUGAGAAGAGCAGACUUUCUGCUAAGAAGUUUUGGGGAAGAUGCCCUGAUAAACGGUGAGAAGUCUGGAAUCCCCUUUUGGAAAACUUUUCCCCCAUUAAUUGUGACAAGCCAGGACCAUGAGGAAGGAGCCGGGGGUCUCUCACCCAGACUGAUUAACGAAAAACCCUUGAAGACCCCUACUUGAUGGUUCUGAGGGGCAACCCUGACUUCUGUGCCCCUUCCCCCUCAGACUGUUGAACAAAGGGAAUAAAAUUGGGGGUGUGCUUUCUUCUC